Molecule: messenger RNA, 2637 nt
Organism: Puccinia graminis f. sp. tritici CRL 75-36-700-3
Lineage: Eukaryota; Fungi; Basidiomycota; Pucciniomycetes; Pucciniales; Pucciniaceae
Exons: 16
Coding region: 52-2316 (754 amino acids)
Biological process (GO): spliceosomal complex assembly; mRNA splicing, via spliceosome
Cellular component (GO): precatalytic spliceosome; post-mRNA release spliceosomal complex; Prp19 complex
Molecular function (GO): protein binding
Source: RefSeq, a predicted model, not a curated record
CGCCCAACAGUCGAUCUCGAAACUCUCAACUUCUUCCAAACGAUAACUACAAUGGCCGACCACAGAGCACCAAAGGUCAAAAACAGGGCCGCCGCCCCGGUCCAGAUCACCGCCGAACAACUUUUACGAGAAGCUCAAGAAAGACAAGAAACUGGUCACUCAGCUCCUCGUCAAAAGGUUGAAGAUUUUGAAGAACUACAUGAAUACCGCGGACGUAAACGGAAAGAGUUCGAAGAGGUCAUCAGGCGAACUCGACAAGACUUAAGGGCUUGGACCAAAUAUGCGACUUGGGAAGCCUCUCAAAAUGAAUUUCCACGCGCUCGUAGCGUAUUCGAACGUGCCUUGGACGUGGCACCUACUGCCGAAAAGCUAUGGCUAACAUACUGUGAAAUGGAACUCAAAGCUCGGAAUAUCCAACAUGCUCGAAACCUGUUCGAUCGAGCAGUGACUCUUCUACCACGGAUUAAUCAAAUAUGGUACAAGUACGUCUAUCUGGAAGAACUCCUGGGUAACAUUGCUGGUGCACGCCAGGUCUUUGAAAGAUGGAUGGCUUGGGAACCGGAUGAGAAGGCAUGGAGCGCGUACAUCAAAAUGGAGGCCAGAUAUCAAGAACAUGAUCGGGCUAGUCAACUCUAUGAAAGAAUGAUUGCUUGUCAUCCUGAUCCUAAAAAUUGGAUCAAGUGGGCCAAAUUCGAAGAAGAUCGCCAAAAGAUUGAUCGGGCCCGUGAGAUCUUCCAGAUGGCAUUUGAAUAUUUCGGCGAAGAGGAAGAGGAUCUUGAACGCGCUCAGAGUAUUUACACAGCAUUCGCAAAGAUGGAGAGUCGACACAAGGAGUAUGAUCGAGCCAGGACUAUUUACAAGUACGCACUCGACCGGCUACCCCGGUCAAAAUCGGUCGGCCUCUACGCUUCGUAUACCAACUUUGAGAAACAAUUUGGUGAUCGUGCGGGCAUAGAAUCCACUGUGCUCGGGAAAAGACGAAUUCAAUAUGAAGAAGAGCUUGCUCACAGCAGUCAGCUCAAUUACGAUGUUUGGUUUGAGUAUGCUCGCUUGGAAGAGAGUGCCUUGAAAUCCUGUGAUCACGACUCUCCUGAAAAGGCUGUUGAGAGAAUUCGGGAGGUCUACGAAAGGGCGGUGGCUCAAGUGCCCCCUAGUGCUGAAAAGAGAUAUUGGAGGAGAUACAUCUUUUUAUGGUUGGGGUACGCCACAUUCGAAGAAAUAGAGACAAAGGAUUAUGACCGAGUGAGGCAGGUGUAUGAAGCCUGCUUAAAGCUGAUACCCCACAAAAAGUUUACCUUUUCUAAAGUUUGGGAAAUGUAUGCGCACUUUGAAUUACGCCGCCUGAACCUUGAUAAAGCUAGGAAGAUCUUGGGAACUGCCAUCGGCUUGGCCCCCAAGCCGAAAUCAUUCAAAGUCUACUUGGAUAUGGAAUUACAACUGCGAGAGUUUGAUCGCUGCCGGAAGCUAUACGAAAAAUUUCUCGAGUUCGAUCCUACUUAUCCAUCAGCCUGGAUUCAAUUUGCGGGUCUGGAACGUGGCUUGAUGGAAACUGAACGAGCACGAGCUAUUUAUGAGAUGGCAAUUGCGCAACCUGACUUGUACGAUCCAGAAUGUGUUUGGAAGGCAUACAUUGACUUUGAGGAAGAAGAAGAAGAAUGGGAUCGAGCUCGGACGUUGUUUGAGCGGUUGGCGUUGGCAAGUGGACACGUCAAAGUAUGGACCUCUUGGGCCAAAUUCGAGAUGUCAACAGGCAAGUCUAUCUCGGAUAGAUACCUGGGCUUGGAUGCUGAGGAUGAGGAAGAAAGCCCAGAUGAGCCGAUCGAAAAAGACGAAGUGGCUGCACAACAAGCACGUACUGAAGGAAUCAGGCUGGCGAGACAGGUCUUACAGAGAGGAUAUGAAGAUAUUCGUAAGCGAUGGAAAAACGAACCAGAGGGCCCGGUUCGGGACAAUCUAAAGGAGCAGCGAUCUAUCAUUCUAGAUCAUUGGAAGCUGCUAGAAACCGAGAUUGGGGAUGAGGUGGCGCUUUCUAAAGUAGAGGCGAUGAUGCCCAAGCCGAUGCGACGAUGGCGCAAAUUGGAUGAUACGGGCGACAAAGAAGAAUAUUGGGAUCUCGUCUUUCCAGAUGAUGAGAAGGAACGCAAUCCCGGAACUUUCAAGCUCCUCCAAUUGGCCCAUGCCUGGAAGGCCAAGCAGCAAGAGCAGCAACCUAACAAUCCUCCUCAAACGGAGCCCGCCAAAUCACCUCCUAAAAUCCAGAUCGACCUUCCAGCGGAAGAUGUUGCACAACAAAAUGCUCAGCCAAUCGUCUCGUAGAAAGCAAUCAACCACUAGCUCAGAUGAGAGUCCUCUGCCUUGUGUUUUUGUUUCAAUUGUCUUUCUCUUGAUUGGCUCGGUCCACAAUGAUUACUGUCUCUAGAUUAUAGAGUUGAUGUUUAGGAAGCAUUUCGCAAUCUAUGGUCAUCCUUCUUGCACUGAGAAAGCAUUUUUUGCCACUAAAUUGAACUUUGAUUCUUCACGGGGUUGUGCCUUGUUGUAUCUGGCAUGUUAACUUUGUAUGUGCACCAGGUGCAAUUGUCAAGCAAGAAGGAGUGGAAGAGAAUCGAUGAUGAUGGUGGUAUCUGAUGAGACAUGCAA